This is a messenger RNA of Didymosphaeria variabile, 372 nucleotides long. RefSeq lists its product as uncharacterized. The record is from RefSeq and is a predicted model, not a curated record. The transcript is spliced from 2 exons. Bases 1 to 372 code for a protein of 123 amino acids. NCBI's taxonomy places the organism in Eukaryota, Fungi, Ascomycota, Dothideomycetes, Pleosporales, Didymosphaeriaceae.
AUGUUUUACGAAUACGACGCAGCCAUGGAGCAAGCUAUUGCCCGGUCUCGCCGCUACGGUCAAGAAAAGAAGGUACACAUCUACCAUUUUGCUGCGCUGCGCACUGUUGAUGUCGAUGUCCUUGAACAUCGACACAAGCGUAAAACAGGAAUCACUGAUGCGAUGGCGCCUAUGCCAUUGCCCUCUGCUCCGCUUGAGAAAAGGGAAAGGACGAGGCUGGUAAAAAAUGACAAGGGCGAAAUGGCGCUGGUGCCUGUGUCGUGGUUAAAAGAUGAAAGCACGAGGAACAAGAUGGGUAUCGUUGAGAACCCGGAAACUUUCAGUUCUCUGAUCAACUUCUCGGAGACGUUUGAGAAUGAGGCGCAAGGUUGA